This is a messenger RNA of Orycteropus afer afer, 2487 nucleotides long. It is a transcript of the gene EXOC4, whose product is annotated as exocyst complex component 4. The record is from RefSeq and is a predicted model, not a curated record. Gene Ontology annotation, biological process: Golgi to plasma membrane transport; exocytosis; chemical synaptic transmission. Gene Ontology annotation, cellular component: growth cone membrane; synapse; exocyst. The transcript has 16 exons. The coding region runs from base 1 to 2487 and encodes 828 amino acids. NCBI's taxonomy places the organism in Eukaryota, Metazoa, Chordata, Mammalia, Tubulidentata, Orycteropodidae.
AUGGCGGCAGAAGCAGCUGGUGGGAAAUACAGAAGCACUGUCAGCAAAAGCAAAGACCCCUCAGGGCUGCUCAUCUCUGUGAUCAGGACUCUUUCUACCAGUGAUGAUGUUGAAGACAGAGAAAACGAGAAGGGUCGCCUUGAGGAAGCCUAUGAGAAAUGUGACCGGGACCUGGAUGAGUUGAUUGUGCAGCACUACACAGAGCUGACCACAGCCAUCCGCACCUACCAGAGCAUCACUGAGCGUAUCACCAACUCCCGGAAUAAGAUAAAGCAGGUGAAGGAGAAUCUGCUCUCGUGCAAGAUGCUGUUGCAUUGCAAGAGGGAUGAGCUGCGGAAACUGUGGAUUGAAGGAAUUGAGCAUAAGCACGUCCUGAACCUGCUGGAUGAGAUAGAGAACAUCAAACAAGUGCCUCAAAAGCUGGAGCAGUGUAUGGCCACCAAGCACUAUCUCAGUGCCACCGACAUGCUGCCCGUGACACACUGCCCUGGGGAUGCACGCGCCCUCUCAGUGAAGGAAAUAAACCUGCAGGAGAUCAAAGAGGAUUUGGAAUUGGAUCCGGAAGAGAACAGUGCCCUCUUCAUGGGCAUCCUCAUCAAGGGGCUCGCCAAACUGAAGAAGAUCCCAGAGACAGUGAAAGCAAUCAAGGAGCGCUUGGAGCAAGAGCUGAAGCAGAUUGUGAAGAGGUCUACGACCCAGGUGGCCGACAGUGGCUACCAGAGAGGAGAGAACCUCACUGGGGAGAACCAGCCAAGGUUACUUCUAGAACUGCUGGAGUUACUGUUUGACAAGUUUAACGCGGUAGCUGCCGCACACUCUGUGGUCCUGGGGUAUCUGCAGCAGACUGUCAGCCCUUCCCUGACUCAGCAGGAAGAGGUCAAACUGUACGACAUGGCAGACGUGUGGGUGAAGAUCCAGGAUGUCCUGCAGAUGCUGUUGACUGAGUACUUGGACAUGAAAAAUACUCGUACGGCCUCUGAACCAUCAGCUCAAUUAAGUUAUGCCAGCACUGGACGCGAAUUUGCAGCUUUCUUUGCCAAGAAGAAACCUCAAAGGCCAAAAAAUUCUCUUUUCAAGUUCGAAUCCUCCUCGCAUGCCAUCAGUAUGAGUGCCUAUUUGCGAGAACAGAGAAGGGAGCUCUAUAGUCGGAGUGGAGAACUCCAAGGGGGUCCUGAUGACAACUUAAUUGAAGGGGGAGGAACAAAAUUUGUCUGCAAACCUGGAGCCAGGAACAUUACUGUUAUAUUCCAUCCAUUACUAAGAUUUAUCCAGGAGAUUGAGCAUGCCCUGGGACUUGGGCCCGCCAAGCAGUGUCCUCUUCGAGAGUUUCUCACUGUGUACAUCAAAAACAUCUUCCUCAACCAGGUCCUGGCUGAGAUCAACAAGGAGAUUGAAGGAGUCACCAAAACAUCCGACCCUUUGAAGAUCCUUGCGAACGCAGACACCAUGAAGGUCCUGGGAGUGCAGCGGCCCCUCCUCCAGAGCACAAUCAUUGUGGAGAAGACGGUGCAAGACCUCACGAACCUGAUGCACGACUUGAGUGCGUACUCAGAUCAGUUCCUCAACAUGGUCUGUGGGAAGCUCCAGGAAUACAAGGACACCUGCACUGCCGCCUACAGGGGCAUUGUCCAGUCAGAAGAAAAACUUGUCAUCAGUGCAUCGUGGGCAAAAGAUGAUGACAUCAGCAGACUCUUGAAAUCUCUACCAAACUGGAUUAAUAUGGCUCAACCCAGACAGCUGAGACCAAAGAGAGAAGAGGAAGAAGAUUCUCUGUCUCCUGGUCAAGAGAGCCACGCGAACAUGGACCUCCCGCCCGUGUCGGAGCAGAUCCUGCAGACUCUGAGCGAGCUCGCCAAGUCUUUCCAGGACAUGGCUGACCGCUGCCUGCUCGUCUUACACCUGGAAGUCAGAGUUCACUGUUUCCACUACCUCAUCCCUCUCGCAAAGGAGGGGAACUACGCAAUUGUGGCUAACGUGGAAAGUAUGGACUAUGACCCUCUGGUGGUCAAGCUCAACAAAGAUAUCAGUGCUAUCGAGGAGGCCAUGAGCGCCAGCCUCCAGCAGCACAAGUUCCAGUACAUCUUUGAAGGGCUAGGACACCUGAUCUCCUGUAUCCUCAUUAAUGGUGCCCAGUACUUCAGGCGCAUCAGCGAGUCUGGCAUCAAGAAGAUGUGCAGGAACAUUUUCGUUCUCCAGCAGAAUUUGACCAAUAUCACCAUGUCCCGGGAGGCUGACUUGGACUUUGCAAGGCAGUACUACGAGAUGCUCUACAACACCGCUGAUGAGCUCCUGAACCUGGUAGUGGACCAGGGCGUGAAGUACACAGAGCUGGAGUACAUCCACGCCCUGACCCUGCUGCACCGCAGCCAGACGGGGGUUGGGGACCAGACCACCCAGAACAUGAGGCUGCAGCGACUCAAGGAGAUCAUCUGUGAACAGGCAGCCAUCAAACAGGCCACCAAGGACAAGAAAAUAACCACCGUCUAG